ACUUCAGAUUGUCUCUCGCCCGCAGAAUCCUCCAAAGCCUCCGUCACCACACCUUGUUGUGAUUCUGCCUGGAGCAGAUACCUGUCUCCCUCGUCGCCUCGCGCUUUACUUGCUCUUCCUCAACCUUCUUCUCCUAGGUUGCUCCUUCCUCUCCGACGGUCGAUUUUCGCUCAGAAUUUGCCGCUCCCACCAAGACUUUUUUCUUCGCCCCUCCGAUAAUCCACUCGGUCUUUCUAUCACCGCAGUCUCCCCCGCUUUAUCUCAGUCGCUCGAAAGAACCCUUCAUCUCACUCGAAUUUCACAUUCAAAAUGGCCGCUGUCGCUGAAAACCCUCCCCUACCGGUGACCAACGAGAACACCGCACCCACCGAACAGACCGAAAAGGCCAACGGAGAUUCGGUCACGGUGUUCCACGAUGCCGACAACUUCAACGUGAAGCAUCCCCUCAUGCACGACUGGACUCUCUGGUUCACAAAGCCUCCCAGUGGAAAGGGCGACAACUGGAACGAUCUUCUGAAGGAGGUUGUCACGUUCAACUCCGUCGAAGAAUUCUGGGGCAUCUACAACAACAUCACGCCAACCUCCGAACUGGGCCUCAAGGCCGACUACCACCUCUUCAAGAAGGGAAUCCGGCCCGAGUGGGAAGACCCCCAGAACAAGCACGGUGGUAAAUGGUCGUACUCAUUCAAGGACAAGCGCUCCGUCCCGAUCGAUGAGCUGUGGCUUCACGCCCAGCUGGCCGCUAUUGGCGAGACCCUGGAGAACGAUGGCGACAGCGAGGUUAUGGGCGUCGUGGUGAACGUGCGUAAGGGUUUCUACCGUGUUGGUCUGUGGACGCGAACUGUCGGCAAGAGUCUUCCUGGCGACAAGGCCGGUACCCGCACACCCGCUCAGGGCAAGGAGGUCCUGGAGUCGAUCGGUAGACGGUUCAAGGAGGUCCUUCGCCUCAAGGAGAGCGAUGUCGUCGAGUUCUCGGGACACACGGACAGCGCCCACAGCGGCAGCACACGGGCCAAGGCCAAGUACACCGUCUAAAGCGCAUCAUCAGCUCUGCGUCUUUCGAUCAUUUACGAUUUACUCCGGAUACGCUCCGUUCUCUUACCAUGCAUGCGAUGAUAAGGAAUCUUGUGAUGGGCGAGUCACAAACGAGAAAAGUUACAUGAGGGAAAGCAGAUUUGGGCUGGACAUGACUUUGGCCAACAAACUGCGUGAUGAUCAAUCAUAGAAACCGACGGCAUGUAUCUCUCAAUAUGUUAUCUGACGAGGUUUAUACCAAUUUCGAUUCAAGUUCUGUUUCCUUUUCUUUCUGGGGUUCGUUUCAGGUAUUAAAAAAAAAAGAAAAACCGAGGAUGAGAGAUCACCUUUACGAUAUGUUUCAUGCUAUUGCUUAGGACUUUACUGGGUCGCUUUUUUUCCCUUUUUGCUUCUCUCUCUCUCUUCUAUUUCCUUAUUUCUUCAUGUGAUACUUUUAUACAUAGUGAAUAGUUCAACUAAAUCGGAAUAUAUUAUUGGAAACUCGCU
Molecule: messenger RNA, 1521 nt
Organism: Aspergillus melleus
Lineage: Eukaryota; Fungi; Ascomycota; Eurotiomycetes; Eurotiales; Aspergillaceae
Gene: TIF45
Product: eukaryotic translation initiation factor 4E
Exons: 3
Coding region: 310-1035 (241 amino acids)
Biological process (GO): translational initiation
Cellular component (GO): cytoplasm; eukaryotic translation initiation factor 4F complex
Molecular function (GO): RNA 7-methylguanosine cap binding; translation initiation factor activity
Source: RefSeq, a predicted model, not a curated record